Messenger RNA from Hermetia illucens (black soldier fly), 4742 nucleotides. RefSeq lists its product as uncharacterized. The transcript has 7 exons. NCBI's taxonomy places the organism in Eukaryota, Metazoa, Arthropoda, Insecta, Diptera, Stratiomyidae. The coding region runs from base 669 to 4280 and encodes 1203 amino acids. The record is from RefSeq and is a predicted model, not a curated record.
UGCAGUUGUAGAUGAUCGUUGAAUGCAAGCAGUUCGAAACUGUGUUGGGCUUAAUUGUUUCUUGCUCUUUUCUUUUUAAAGAAAAUGUUCACAUCGAAUUCUAUGAGGUGAAAAUCUAUAAUAAUUAAUAUUUAAGAAAAGUGCAAUAAUCUGUGUUCAGUAUGCCUUUCAAGGUUGGAUUCUCAAAGAGAGAUUUAUACUCAUAAAAACGCAACAAUCUAAAAACUUAAUCUAUUGUGACUUGUGUGGUUCACUUCAUAUGUGCUGUUAAAUGUUUAUCUUUUACUAUAAAAUUGCUUCUUCAUAACAUAUCUGAAUUCUAAAAGUGCUGAGUGUUGUCUUUUACUUCCUUCAGAUUUUUUUUUGUCCCCAGUAAAUAAAAUGCAAAGUGCAGUUUACCGCAAUCAAAAUGUUUGUUCAUCUAAAAAGUGCAAUGUAUCUAUGUGUGUAUAAUUUUUUUUUCUUCUGAAUAACUACGGAAAAAAAGAUGGAUGUGCGUAUAUAACAUCGUAUCUAACCAAGAGUUCAACUAACUGGAACGAAGAAAAAGCUGAAAAAAACAUACAUAAAGGUUCGGUGUUCUCUUGAGCAUCAAUUUAUGAGCAACAGGAAUCCGUACUAACUUUGCCGCUAACUUUAUAUCUUUUACAAUGAGAUAAGGUAAUGCAAUGGGGAAUUCAGGAAGCAUCCAUAAUGUAGCAAUAGGAUUAGAUGAAAUUCAGUAUCCACACCAUUACCAUCAGCAACUACAUCUGAAUCAACAGGAUGGCCAACAUGACCCACCGUCACCACAUCAUCAACAAAAUGUUCAGCAUUACCAAUAUCCAUUACAUUGGACUGCAUCAUAUUCUUCAAAUGGGAGCAGUAGUGGACCACAAUCACAACCACAUAUCAAAGUGCUCCCGCCGGAACCAAUAAAGCUAUCUAAUUUACGCCCGACUACAAAUGGGAAUAUCUUGCACUCCGGUGGAACCCUAAGUGGUCGACGGGAUUCUUUUAAUCCUACUCUACUCCUCCAGCGCUCUCGUACAACGCUUAACGAAUCACCAAGAUAUGUUCAACGACCUGCAGCCCGGUCAAACAGGGAACGAAUUCCAGCUAGUCGCUCAAUUAAACCACCCGUGGUACAAUCAAGCAAGCAUAGUGGUAUUCCCGGAAAUCAUUCUAGUACAAAUGCAGUCCAGAGUUCAACAACUAAACGAUUUGGUUCGGAGCCAGAUCUUCGAGUGAAUCUAGAUGCAGAGAACGAGAGGAAUAGUCUAGGAGUCAAUAAUAGUACGAGCGCAUAUCUUCCGCCACAAUCAAAAUCGAAAAUUGUCAAGACCAAAAAGAAAAUGGCUCCGCAUGCGCCAAACAAUAAUGACGUAAAUAUACCAGCCCCAGACCCAAAUGGCAGUCAACCUCAGCGAAAACUAAGGCUUUUCAAAACCAAGGCGGAAUCGCGCAAGACUGCUGCAGAACGGACGACGCCUAACAGCUCUAUGGUAGUACCAGAAGCGCCCGACUGCCAGUUGCGAAGGUUCGGUUCACCUGAGAGAAUAUCAUCUUCCUCAAGACAAUAUCUGCCUGGGAGAACUGACCAAGGAUCCAAAAAGCAGCCUGACAACAAAGCUAAAUACAUCGUACCACCUGUAUUCCGACGUGAAAAGUCCUUCGAUAUCACACUAUUGCGGAAUAGAAACAACGAAAAUAAACAAUCAGAAAAUACAAUUAAAGCCUCACCUCCAGUACUUCCAGAUAAAUCGCCCGUGUUUCGUCAACGAUCCAUUGAUAAUUCGGAUGCUAUGAAAAACGCUCGUAUGUCAACGUUCGAUCCAAAGUUGAGUAGGUUACGGAAAUAUUCACAACCCAGUGCCGUAUUACCGGGCGGACAGGAUUUUAAAGCGAAGCUUGAGGCGAUUACAAAACGACAAUCAUUGUCAAGCAUUGACAAAAUUGACGGUGAUGAAGCGAAAAUGUCUAGCUCACAAAAGCCACGAAACAAGCCAGUACAAUCAAAAGCUCGUGCUUUGCCCAAGGUAGCACCCCAACUGCACGAAAAAGAACCGGCAUCUUUUAAAAAUGUUGAGGUUUCCGCACAUCUAAAUGAACAAACAUCCAAUGCUGUGCCCUCGAAAAUUCCCCAGCUUACCAAAUCCUUCUAUUUUGGAAUGGAGAAGCGUCAAAAUGAUGAAUAUUUGACUGAUAUGGCUAACCAAGCUACUGAAAAUGAAAGUUUUGCGAAAAUUCAAAUGGAAGUCAUUGAUCAAUUUGCAAAGAGUAUCUUUUCGACACCGAAAUACCAAUGUGCAGAGUCUGAAUCAUCUGAAUCGGCUCUGUCAUCAGAGGAAGGUUGCCAUAUAAUCCAUGGAGCUGGCAUAGACAACCUAUCAUACGAUGAUGAGAAUAAUUUAACUCAAAUCCAGGCCCAUAUACGACCAACCUUGCCACGGAGACAAUUAGAAAUACCACGUUUUAGCCCUGCGGCUGCGUGGCGAACACUGAAUGAAGAUCGGCCUUUUUUCGCAACUCAGAGCACGAAUCCAGGAUUACCAGUAGAUCCCGUGCAACCUGCACAGUCCACUCAACCUCUUGAAGAACGUAUUCAACGUAAUUACCGUGAACCAAAUCCAAUCUAUCCAGAUAAUAAAAGUGGUGAUAGUGGUAUAUCAGGUGAUGCAGGCUUGCCUGAACGCGUAGAUAGUCCGAGAAAUCAAAGAUUGGUUUCGGCAAAAGUUGGACCAUUUUUGACAGCUUGGACUCCACAACAAGAUUUAGAUGAGGAUGAAGAGGAAGAUAAUACAAGUUCGGACGGCGAAACCAAACUGAGAGAAGUAGGACCAGCAAAUAAAUAUCCUAGUCGUGGCCAUACGUUUAGUUUAUCUUUACCCCGUGAAAAUCAGCUGUCGUUAUAUGAGGAAAAGGAAAAACCCGGUUUCAGUAGCCUACAAAAGCUUAAACGAACUGUUUCUGGAGUUUUCUCUAGCCCAUCGAACAAUAGCAACAACAACAGCGACAAUCGGUUGAAUACGAACUACCGGAACGAUAAUUGGUUACUUAGUCGAUCAGCCCCAAAUUCUAUAGAUAAUCCUGAAAUAGUUGCAUCUAAUCGAACCAACCAAUUCAAUUCUGGUAGCGGCCAAGAAACUACAAAGCAUCCAUCGUCAGCCCUUAGCUAUCUUACAACCGGUAAACAUGUGAUGUACCUACCCAACCAGCCAAUUGAGGAGCCUGAGACUGAUUUCACGAAUAGAAAUGCUAUUGCGGCUGUAUCUCCUGCUGCAUUAUGCCUGAAUACCUCAACAAGUUCGCCGUUGAAAGAUGAUGUCGAAAAUGAUUGGGUGAAUGCGUCGGAGGAGAGACAAUUAAAAGAAAAUUCAAACAAUGCAGGACGUCAUUUUGAGAAUUUGACAACCGCGGAUAGUCCAACUAUAGAUUCCGCGAAAGUGACCAACAACCGGAAAAGUCGUAAUAGUCAUCGUUUCACAUUCCAAAGUACGGUUCGGCAAAUUGAAAGGCGUCGAAUUGCUGAUAAAUUAUCCAAAGAGGCAGAACAAAAAGAAGCUCAGCGAAUAAGCGAACUAGAGGCGAUGCGAAGAGUUGAGGAGGAAUUUCAGCGUAAAAGGGCCGGUGAAAAGGCUUCAAUACGUCACCAACUUCACUUAUUCUCGCUGGAAGAGAGUCAGUGUGUAAGUUUACCAGUCGAUUGGCAAAAUCAUACAAACAACAAUAGCUACAGUAGCAGUUCACCAGAACAAACAACCCCGCACUCCCAUCAUUCGAAUCACACUCAGCAACAACGUGCCGAACCUGAUGGGGCGGUUUCCUCAAGUCCUGCAUCAAGUCCAAUCUUGCGUUCUUAUUCGAAAGCCAGGAUCAACCCGGCAACAACUAGUUAUGGAGUAGAUACAAGCAAUCCAACCGGUGCUAAGAUGGGAUCAUCACAAUAUACUCGUAAGGACGAUGCAUCCAAAUUUCAUAAAGUAAAUGCAAGAAUGCGACAGCAACAACAAACCGAAAUCCUAUCGGAGUUUCGAAUGCCACGGCGUGAAUAUUUCGAGUAUCGCUCACCUUCCACGAAUUUUCGAAAAACUGGUCACCAACAGCAGCAACAAACAGAGCAUCAUGAAGUAGUAUGUAAGGUACCGAUGUCGGCCAGUCAACAGCAGGGGAAUGACCAAUACUUCUAUAAUGACGAUCAGAAUGGAAACAUUGACCAGCAUCCACGUCACUAUCUUACCCCUAAUUCACCAUAUAGCGCACAGAAGAAACCAUUUCGAUCGCAAUCGCCACCUCUAUAGGAUGUGUUAUUAAUAAAAGGACAGAUUUCCAUAGGACGAAUAGAAAAUGCCCAUCCGGUAAUUUAACGAACCAAGCAGGAGCCCAUGAAACGUACUCAAAAACUAAGCUUGAGUUGAAUAAACAGAAACAAUAUAAAUGAACCAAAGUCAAAUAAAAGGAUACAUGAAUACCUGGAAAUGUUUAUCUAUUCAGCAUUAGGAAUGUAACAUAAAUAUUGUUCAAUUAUACUCUCUAUUUCUUUGCUUAUACGAAAACAAAUAUUUAUUGGAUUGUGCAAUAGUGUCAGAAAAAAGAGAAAGUGUUUUAUAAUGAUAUAAUAGAACACAAUACAAUGAAAAGAAAGAAUUGUUAAUUGUUGAUGUCAUAUUUAAAUAAGAUGUUUGUUAUUGAAAGAAUUUGUUUGUCUAAAGAUUAUUGUUGACUAUGAGAAUAUAUAAUAAAUUAAUAAAACAAUGCCUGAA